AAAUGUAGGCUUUCAAUAAAAAUACACAUAAAUAAAUACAAAUAGCGUUAAUUUGAAGAGUUAUGUUUAUAUAUUUUUUUAUAUCAUAAAUCAUUUUCUUUUCUUCUCUGUACUUUUCUUGAAUAACAGUUGCUUGUUUCAUACAGCAGAGGCGAUGGUUUAUUGUGAAAGUUUUGCCCGGAAGUCGUCCAUCUUGCCUGCCUCUAGCUUGACACCAGUGUGUUGGGAUUCAGUGUGGCAGCAGGGGAAAUCAGGGAAAUCUGGGAUAUCUGGGAAAGCGGAGUCGGUGAAAACCGGGAAUAAACCGGCAGAUAUCCCGACGAAGCCUUGACCGUCGCACCGCGGGGCUCCCCGCCGGACACCUCUCCUCGGUCUUCCCGCUGCUGGCUGCGGUUUUUUCCUCCAAGAAAUCUCCCUGGAUCCGCACGGGUGAUCAAAUUCAUCCACUCUGUGCUGUGUUGGAACUGGACUGAGCAGUGUUAGCAGACCAAAGAUGGAACAAGUGUCAGAUGAAGAGGUGGAGGUCAGGGGGGAAGAGGAGGAGGAAGAGGAGGACAGUGAUAAGGAGGACCAGGACCUGGACAAGAUGUUUGGAGCCUGGCUGGGAGAGCUGGACAAACUCACGCAGAGUCUGGAUGAUGGACGCCCGGAGCAGCCCCCUCAGCAGAAAGCUCCCCUCAGACAAGAGACUAACAUGGCCAACUUCUCCUACAGAUUCUCCAUCUACAACAUCAACGAGGCAUUGAACCAGGGGGAGAACGUGGAUCUCGAUGCUCUCAUGGCCGAUCUCUGCUCGAUUGAACAGGAGCUCAGCACCAUCAACACCAAACCCAACAGCGCUGGCAGCUUGGCUCGUCUGGGGCUGACCGACACCAAGGUCCGUCAGAAGCCUCCUGCAGGGCGCAGCAGCAGGCAGCAGCCAGCAGGGAGCAGCUGUGGCAGUGGUGGUGGCAGCAGCAGUAACAGUGUCAGUGGAGGAGGGGGCAGCAGCGGGGCGAGCAGCAGCAGCAGCAGCACUCGAGCAUCCCCGGCUGGAACUAUCAGAGCUCCCACCGGGCAUCAUGGGAGACCGCCGCUGGCCUCCAACUUCAGCCUGGAUGACAUCACUGCCCAGCUGGAGAAGGCCUCUCUCAGUAUGGAUGAAGCUGCUCGUCAGACGUCCUCCCAUUCUCUUAGCUCCGCCUCCUCCUAUACGUCCGCCACAAUGCGACGGCCCGGAUCCUCUCAGCGGCAGCAUCGACGCACAGGAUCGGUCGGCACAGUCAGUGAACACGAGGCGCGUUCCAUUGUUCACUCCUCGCGCUCCUCCGUCACCUCGGCAUCCGGGGUUUCUGUUAACUCUGCUUCCUCCAUGGAUUCGCUGGACAGUGUUCUUCGUGCCAAUGAGUCAGACAGCCAGCAGCCGUCAGGGACUCCAUCAGCUGGAGCCAGUCAAGGUCACCCCAACACAGAGCACUCCUAUCUGGACAGGGAAACUUCUCUGAUUCUGAGAAACAUAGCAGGAAAACCUUCCCACCUGCUGACCAAGGAGGAGCAAGCUGCCAAGCUGAAGGCAGACAAUAUCCGAGUCGCCCUUGAGAAGAUCAAGGAGGCCCAGGUGAAAAAGUUGGUGAUCCGCGUCCAUCUGUCAGACGAGAGCUCCAAAACCAUGAUGGUGGAUGAGAGGCAGACAGUCAGACAGGUUUUGGACAGUCUGCUGGAGAAAUCUCACUGUGGCUACAGUCCAGACUGGUCACUGGUGGAAACCAUCAGCGAGCUGCAGAUGGAGCGGAUUUUUGAGGAUCACGAGAACCUGGUGGAGAACCUUCUGAACUGGACCAGAGACAGCCAGAAUCGCCUGAUGUUCACUGAACGCAUCGAGAAGUAUGCCGUGUUCAAAAACCCACAGAACUAUUUGUUGGGGCGGAAGGAGACCUGUGAGAUGGCUGAAAGAAACAAAGAGGCUCUGUUGGAGGAGUGUUUCGGCGGCAGCUCGGUGUCCGUCCCGGAGAUGGAGGGAGUGUUGUGGCUUAAAGAGGACGGGAAGAAGUCGUGGAAGAAACGCUACUUCCUGCUGAGGGCUUCUGGCAUCUACUAUGUCCCCAAAGGAAAAGCCAAGGCAUCCAGAGACCUGGUGUGUUUCCUCCAGUUGGAUCAUGUCAAUGUGUAUCUUGGCCAGGACUACAAGAGCAAGUACAAGGCUCCUACAGACUACUGCAUGGUGCUGAAGCACCCUCAGAUCCAGAAGAAGUCUCAGUACAUCAAGUACCUCUGCUGUGAUGACAUCAGAACCCUCCAGCAGUGGAUCAACAGUAUUCGCAUCACCAAGUAUGGGAAGCAGCUGUACAUCAAUUUCCAGGAGGCGAUGAGAAGGACAGAGGCGGCCUAUGAUUGGUCCUCCCUCUCUUCAUCCUCCAUCAAGUCAGGAUCCAGCUCCUCCAGCCUUCCAGAGUCCCAGUCCAACCACUCCAGCCAAUCAGACAGUGGCGUUUCAGAGAUGACAUCGUCAAGCCACACCCGCUCCCAGAGUGUCGUUAGCUCCAUCUUCUCCGAUGCAUGGAGGAGAGGGACGCAAGGAGAGAUGAUGAGGAUCGACCCUAUCAGUAGGCCUAUCCCUCUCCAGAUACCUUCCCUCUCGCCCCAGCCCCUCCCUCUCUCUCAGCCUCAGACUCCUCCCUCCCGGAGCAGCUACACUGAUGGCCUCAUCCCAUCUGACGAUUCCUCCCCAUCGCCACCGUCGCCUCCUCCACCGCCGCCUCCCCCACCUGUCGCGAGUGUGGCCCAUCAGUCAGCACCUACCUCCUCGUACAUCAAGUACAGCACGCUGGCACGCCUGCAGAGCCAGAACCAGUCCAGGACGCAGCCAGCAGGAGCUGUCCCACCUAGCCUUCCAACACAGUUUUCCAAACCCAACUACAAUACCCUCCCAGCUGCUUACAGCACCUCGCCUCCACUACCCCCAUCUCCUCCACCUCCUCCCCCACCUACGGUGCCAGCUCCUGGCUCAGCUAUGGCCGCACUGAAAUUUGGUCCACCAAGCCCCUCUGGUCUCCCACCUCCACCCCCACUUGAGGAGGACGUGCAGGACAUCCACUACCUCCCACCUCCUCCACCGGAGAGCCUGGAGGCCAAUGGGUUGCCUCCACCCCCGCCACCAGAACCCAUCCUCAACCCCUGCGCUCAACUCUCCAACAGUGGCCUCCAGCAGUUCCUGGCACAGAAAUUUCCCAACAUGGUGUACGACUUCGGCCCACCAGUGGAUGACAAUAAUUCUCCUCCUCUACCACCUCCAGCUGAGCUCUCUCCUCCUACCUCCCUACAAGUUCUCCAACCUCUGUCCCCCAAUGCACCCCCUCCUGCACCUCCCAAAACAUUCACUGGUGUUUUUCCACCUCAAACUGCCCCCAAACCCUCUGGUCCUUCUUCCCUUCCAAUUGCCCUCUCACCUGUGUCACCAACACAGCCCCAGAGCAGCCACGGGCCAGUUAAAAAGCAGCAAAGUUUCUCGACAGGACAUUCCCCAAAUCAGCCACCUCCCACUCUGCCAAAGCAGCACAGCCUAUCCUCCAAAAACCUGGCCAUCUCUCCCUCUUCCUCCUCUUCUUCAGUCUCCAUUGCAGCAGCUACCUCCUCUUUGGUCAAACAGAUUGUCAAUCAGUUCCCUGGAAACUCUGCCCCUUCCUCUCUGCCUGCCUCCAACUCCAUGGAAGGAUCUAAAUUCUCUGCUCCUCAGUCCCCUCCAGCGGUCAAGGCCAAGCCAAAGUGGCAGCCAGGAGGCGUCAUGGCUCCACAGUCCCCAGAGUUCCCUCCACCCCCUGCUGACAACUCCCAUGGAGAUUUCCCUCCUCCUCCCACUUCGUCCUCCUCAAAGACAGGCUCUCCCAUAAAGAAGUCACCAUCCACCUCUUCCACAGGAUCAAGCAAAAGGGGGCCUCCGCCAACCCCACAGAGAGCUUCCUCCAUCCGGGGCAGCUCAGGUGAUACCCAGGAUGAGAGGCCAAAGAAGGUGGAGAGCCUGGUCAACAAAUUUGGUCAAGCUCCACAAACAGGUACUUCGUCCAGCUCCUCAUCAGUGACGGGGUCUCCAUCAAAAGAAUCUUCUUCUGCUGCUCCACUCCCUAAGCCAGGCAAGCUGAACUUGGCGAACCUACCGUUGGCACUCCAGGGGCUGCAAACAGGCCAACAACGUCAGUCCUCUGAGUUCCCAUCCCCUCCUCCCCCCCCUCCCCCCUCCCAGCCUCCUCAUGUUGAUACAUCACCUGAUUACUUCCCACCUCCCCCUAGUGACUUUGAGCUUUUCCCUCCACCUCCCCACCCAUCAGAGUUCCAUCACCCACCAAAGGUUGCUGUGGUGAACCCCCAGCCUCAACAGUCAGCAACAUCUUCCUUGUCGUCAUCGUCAUGGAAACAAGGCUCACUGAAAAAGGGGGUAGCAGUUCCCCCUCCAACACUAAAUCGGCGGACCAGUACCACAGCCCAGUAUGACAAUACAACUUCAAUGCCCCUGUCUCCACCUCCUCUAUCCCAGACCCCACCUCCCUCCCUGUCCUCUUACUCUUCCUCUUCUUCUCCUAUCCCCCCCACAUCCCCAAAAUCAGCAGGGCCGGGCUCCCUGGCACUGAAGCCUCUCUUCCUGGAAGACCUUAACCGCACCCUUAAGAGGAAGUCUGUAGUCCGCCAUGGCUCGCUCACCUCCUCCAGCCUCAUCCCCUCCUCUAAGAUGGAGCCUGUGGGCACCAUGGACGACAUGGCACUCCUUCCUCCACCUCCCCCUGAGCUCCUGCAGCAGCAGGGUGUCCGAGGACACUCCCAAACGUUGUCUCGCCACCACUCGCACUCCCACUCCACCAAACAUGCCAACAUCUCAGGCUAUGCAACGCUGCGGCGAGGCCCACCUCCCGCUCCUCCAAAACGGGACCAAAGCACCAAACUGACCAGUGACUGGUAGGGUGUAAAGACCCUGAGUGGAGCCUAAAGAACUGAACUGACUAUUUAGGCCUCAUUGUUCCAACAGAGAAAAAGUAAUCAGUGUCUGUCUUGACUUGUCCGUCUCUCCUCAUCCUAAACCACCCCCCCCUGGAUUCCGAGCAAGUAGCAAGACGUCUUUCCUACUCUUAAUCUCAGAUUAUGAUUGUUCCUAAUAUCCUCAUUAUUAAUAUCAUCCUCAUCAUUACUAUCAUUACCGAUACAUGUUUAAUCCAAUGACAUGAGUAAAAGUAUAUAUAUGUAUAUAUAUAUACAUAUAUAUAUAUAUAUCUGUAUACAAGCAAGCCAGAAAAAUCACCUAUCAAGCUUUUUUCACAAUGUCUGUGCAGCUUUGCAUUGAAAUAUACAAAGACAAGACUUGAACGACAACGGCAACAGAGACAGUUUGCUGCAAAAUAACUGGUACUGCAUGGAGCCGUGGCAAUGGAAGUAGCAUUACUGAUGAAGGGAAGGAGGGAUCAAUGGAAGGAAAAAGAGAUGCAAAAGUGGAAUGGUGUUUUUUGUGUGUAUGUUGUGAACUAGGGGGUUGGGAGUGUUGCCAUUUAUUUCAAACUUUUUUGUGUGUGUUUUUAUAUAAGAUUAUUUAAUACUGGAAAGAUAUUGUUAUUAUAAUUAUUUUAAGUUUUUAAGAAGUGUCACGAGAGAAGGAGUUCGACUGGACAUGGGUCGAUAUUGUCAAAAUAUGUCAAAGUGUUGAUCUGGGUGACCAAGAUUCAAGAUUAAUUUAAUUGUCAUGCAUUACACGAUUGUAUGAGGAAAUUUCUGUUCAUAAUUCCUCAAGAUACAUACAUACAUACAUACAUACAUACAUACAUACAUACAUACAUACAUACAUACAUACAUACAUACAUACACAAAAAACACUUCAGACUAAUCAAUGAAUAAUAAUCAGGAUUAAAAAUUAAUUAGGAUUUUUAAGGUGGAGCUAAGGAUGUUUAGAAGCCCCAGAGGGAUGAAGCUGCUCUUUUGUCUGGUGGUACAGCAGCAGAUACUUCUGUAUCUGUUGUCAGAUGGCAGCGGGUUGAACAGACUGUGGCUGGGGGGGUGUUGUCUUUUAGUAUCUUUGAUUUCUGUGCAGACAUCUCAGUUCACAGAUGUCACUGAUGUUCCGUAGAUGGGUCUUGCCACUGUAGAGCCUUCCUGUCGUGGGUCAUGAUGAACCAUGCCACUUUGUGAUGUUUCCAGUCAGGGUGCUCCUGUGUAAAAGCUGACAAGAAUAAGGCAUAGGAAGCUACUUUUACUGAUAUUAUAUUUCAUCAAAUUCUAUUUCUUUAAAUUCAGAGCUUCGUGGCUGAUUGGUUGGAGACUCUCAGUGGAUAAGACUACCUACCUAAAUGUAUACUGAUAAAUAAUUCUCAUAAAUCAGCUACAGAAUGAACAGGUCAGGCUUUGCUCAGAUUACAGGUGUUUUGACAUCCUAACCAGUCUUAAAAUCAAAUUUGCAUCAGACAGUAUUAUUACAAUUAUAACACGAGAGGGACAUAUACAGGUUGUUCUGUACUUACUGCUGUAAAGUUGGAUGCUUUGAAGGCCAUGAGCAUACAGCUUGUGCAUUAAGACUGAGAUGGAAUUUUGUUUCUUGAGGCUAAAGGUAAAAUGUCAGUUAGUUUAUGAUCAAAGACAGACAUGGCAAGGUCAUAUAAAGUAAAUGUUGCACUUCCAGUUGUUGUUUAGAUCCUGUUUGUGAUGCUAAUUUGUGAAGGAAUUCAUGUGAAUGGGUCCACUUGUAACUGAAGACAGUUCAGGAAACUUGGCAUAAUAAAUCUGAAAGGAGAAUUUAAACCUUACCAGACCUGGGAGACUAAUGAAAUCAAGUGAGGUAACUUAUCACUCACCUAUUAACAUGUAAGGAUUCCAUUGGGAAUUGCAAUCUUAACCAGAAAAUAUGCUUACAUAAGUUUGCCUAAGGCACAUUGUGUUAUCCUUAUACUCAUAGAAGACAGUCGAGUAAAUCAUAUCUAUUGGCCUUUAGCCUAAAGAAGGAAAAUUUGUUCAUACAGACCUGCCGUUUCCUCAUCUCUACCAUCUAAAUAACCUAUUCAGAUUUAAAUGUUAACAUCCAUCAGUUGUGCAUUAUUAUUAGGAUAGUCAACAAGCGCCUCCUCUGAUCUGAGCUCAGCCUGAGCAACACCCUAACAGCUGGUCAAUCCCUUCACUGGUUAGUCAUUAAAGGUGUGUGUCCACUUAGCAUCUGAAAUGAUCAGAGAAAAUCCCAAGGACUGCCCUGGGGAACAAGUGCCUGAAAAACAAAACACUCAAACUGCUCACAGGUGUGUGGUGACAUCAUGGGCUGCGGACUUGACUGUAACAUCUAUGAUGUCGAUCAUUAAUCUUCUGACAUUUUGAAACCAGGAGUUUUCCACACACAGCCAUCUUUGUCUGAUACUGCAGCCAGGAAAUUCAAGUACCGGUAUGUGUAAAAAGAAGAGAGCCUGGGAGGAGCUGAUGUGGGACAUCGAGCACUAACAUGAGUAAUAGUAAGGCCGAGACAACUGAUAAAUACCCCUUUGUAUGCCUUAAUCGUCAUUAUUGGAGCACUGAUUCUGAGAAUAGGUACACCAGACAUUUACAGGAGUCUCCUGUCACAUUCUUUACUGCCGCAGCCCUCAUGAGCUUCAUAUCCAGUUUUAUUUCAUUCCUUACCUGGGGUCAUUUCUGUGUUUUGCCUCUGUGUCCGCUGUGGUAAACAAUACAAUUGUUUGUUGUGACUCCUCCACUGUGACAGGUGUCUAAAUGAAUAUCUGUGAAUAUGUAUGCCCUAUUGAAAGAAAUUUGAAGUUGAAAUUAGGUGAUCAACUGAUUCAUUAGUCAGAAGGAAAUUAAUCACUGGUUGCAGCAUCCCGAAUACUAAAAGUUACUGCUUUUCAGUAGUCGUCUCUGGGGUCCAACCUUUGGGGUUGGACUGUUAUUUGGACAAAAUGAUCAUUUCAAAUAAAACAACCUGUGCUCUGGGAUGGUAAUGCAUAUUGUUCAUGAAUUUUGAGCCAAAUGACAUUAACAUCAAGUGUUUGCAGAUAACCACACCACAAAAAACACAAAAGAGCACUCUUAAGAAAAAAAGCAGAAUCUGGUACCAGUACUCUAAAAGCAGUGGCAUUUAGAAGAGAUGCCAGAUGGAUACCUCCAGUCACUUUGGCAGUUAACUAUAGUACAUUACUUCAGGCAAAUGUUGUUGUCAGUUAGGUAGGUAAUCACAGUAGUAUCUGUCAGUAGGCGGCUACAUCAGAUUAGAUAUCCUGCUGGAUAAACCCAGUCAGUUCACUAGUUAGUCUGCUGCUCCAACCAAGCAUCCUUCCACACUCGUAUAGCUACAGAAAUACAGUCUGUCACUUUUAUCUGUGUGCAGAUGAGCUGAUAAUGGCUUGCUAAGUACAUUUUCUGAUCAUAGUUUUCUAUGUGCGCAGCUGAACCUAGGUCUGUUUCUACCUUCCUGUUUUUAAUCAUCCGUACUGUCACUAGAUUCAAUUUAUCUGCAUGACAAGACCAGUGCAACAGCACAGAUGCCAAAAAACGUGAUAUUAUACUGCCCCAGUUUGAUUUUUUUUUAUGUGCAAUCAUUUGAUUUUGAAGUACUCUAAUUUUAUUUUAUCUGUUAAUGUAUAAUUAUGGUCAGAUUAUUUCAGUAAGUUUAAACAUCAACUUUGUCUGUGUGAUGUUGUUGAAAGGAGAGAAUUCCCCUGAGAGAAGUACUUCCACUGCCCGCUGCGCUGCAGGAUAAUAAUCACGAGGGCCUACAUCAUGGUGUAUUGACACUGAAGAACAACAUACAGUUUCAAACUGAUCAAUGUCUUGAAAUGUCUUGCUCAAGGACACCUGGCAGAGCACAUGGCUGUUAUUGGUGUCAAACCUGCUGUUGCAUUAUAAAUAAAGGAGUCAAACUGAA
Molecule: messenger RNA, 8848 nt
Organism: Acanthopagrus latus (yellowfin seabream)
Lineage: Eukaryota; Metazoa; Chordata; Actinopteri; Spariformes; Sparidae
Product: ras-associated and pleckstrin homology domains-containing protein 1-like
Exons: 20
Coding region: 494-4927 (1477 amino acids)
Biological process (GO): signal transduction
Cellular component (GO): cytosol; plasma membrane
Source: RefSeq, a predicted model, not a curated record